AUGACUUCUCCUGACUACAUCAUCGUUGGCGGCGGCACUUCCGGCCUUGUCGUUGCAAACCGCCUCUCUGAAGAUCCCAAUGUUCAAGUCCUGGUCCUCGAAGCUGGUGAUGACCUCACUGCUGACCCCCGCGUCAACAUCCCCGCCUUCUGGACCGCCCUUCUUGGAUCUGAUGCCGACUGGCAGUACCAUUCAACCCCGCAGCCAGGUCUGAAGGAUCGCUCUGUCAAAAUUCCUCUGGGAAAGGCCAUCGGUGGUUCAUCUUCUCUUAAUGGCCAGGCUUUUAUUGCUCCCGCCCAAGCCGAUAUUGACGCUUGGGAGAAGCUGGGCAAUGCUGGCUGGGAUUGGGCCAGCUUGGUGCCAUAUUACAAAAAGUCAUAUACUCUUCUGCCGCCCAAGGAUCAGGCAACACUUGAUCAUCUAGGCAUCGACUGGAUCAACGACGAGUAUAAAGGCACUUCUGGUCCUGUCAAAGUGUCUUUUCCCGGUGUUCUCGAGAACCCUCUCUGCAAAGCGUGGAUUGAUGCAUUUCGAGACUUGAAUAAGAUCACAACUGGCGGUAUGUAUGCGAGCCACUAUCCCGCCGCCUUUCCUAACAUCUAUCCAGAUCCAUUCUCGGGGAACUCAAUUGGAGGAUACAGCCAUGCAGGAACUAUCGAUCCAGAGACCAAGACUCGAAGCUAUGCUGGCUCUGCUUACGCCUUGCCUGCUCUUGAGAGGCCCAACUUUAAGAUUAUCACGGGUGCUAAAGCCCACAAGAUUCUGUUCCGAGAAACUGCUGAGGGGGUUGAAGCAACCGGAGUGCAAGCCGAAGUGAACGGCGAAAUCAAGACAUUUGCUGCUGCCAAGGAGGUUAUCGUCGCAUCGGGCACCUUCAACACUCCCAAGCUGCUUGAGCUUUCGGGCAUUGGAGGGAAAGAGACACUAGAAAAGCAUGGAAUCCCAGUCACCGUUGAUCUCCCUGCAGUAGGAGAGAACCUGCAGGACCACGUCAUGACGGGAGUUAGCUACGAAGUGGUUGACGGCGUCAUCACCGGAGAUGCCCUCCUGCGUCAGGAACCAGAAGCCCUCGCCCUCGCCCAAGAGCUGUACGAGAAGCAUCGAGCUGGUCCCUUUACCGUCGGUGGCACGCAGUCUCAUGCCUUCAUGCCCACUCCUGAUUCUACCAAGGAGCUGCUCGAUAAAUACCCGCCAAUGCCCGAGAACCAAGAUUACUACAACGCUGUCCGUUCGAUUCUCGAGAAACCCGACGCAACCUCUGCUGCGUAUUUCCUGUUUCAGGUACAGGCAAACCUUCACGAGGGCGGAAAAAGCUUUGUCGGGUCGUCGCUAAUGCCGGAGAACUUUGCCUCUCUCGGCUGCUUCCAAUCUCAUCCUCUUUCUCGUGGGGCAACUCAUAUAUCAUCAGCUGACGUCAAUGCUGUGCCUGACAUCGACCCCCGUUACUUCUCUCACCCGGCUGAUCUCGAGAUUCUGGCUCGCCAUGUCCAAGCCCUCGAGGAUCUCCGCCAGACCAAAGCAUUGGGGGCAUUCCUUAAGCCUGAUGGGAAGCGUAACCACCCUGAUUCGUUCCACAUUGGAACUCUGGAGGGGGCUAAGAAGUACGUUCUCGACACGGCUUCUACAACGUUCCAUGCGUGCGGUACGGCAGCUAUGUUGCCCAAGGAGAAGGGAGGUGUCGUGGAUACUAAUCUGGUUGUCUACGGCACAAAGAAUCUCCGUGUUGUUGAUGCUAGCAUCUUUCCGCUUAUCCCUCGUGGAAACAUCAUGUCUUCAGUGUAUGCCGUGGCUGAGAAGGCGGCAGAUGCUAUCAAGGGCGUUUAA
Molecule: messenger RNA, 1824 nt
Organism: Fusarium keratoplasticum
Lineage: Eukaryota; Fungi; Ascomycota; Sordariomycetes; Hypocreales; Nectriaceae
Exons: 1
Coding region: 1-1824 (607 amino acids)
Molecular function (GO): oxidoreductase activity, acting on CH-OH group of donors; flavin adenine dinucleotide binding
Source: RefSeq, a predicted model, not a curated record